UACCAAAGGCUGCGUGUGAUUGGACCUGCAGUGAGAGGCGGGCCUGUCCAAAGUUGAACAUCUGGAAGAGUUUACUGCUGCUGGUGCUGGUGAAUGUGCUGCUGCUGCUGCUGCUUCAUAACCGAGAAACUGAGCAGAAAGAUGUCCUUCAUAAAAGUAGAGCCUUCUUCUGAUUUCUCCUUCCACAACCUGCCCUAUGGAAUCUUCUCUACAGCCGACAAUACGAAACAUCGAAUCGGUGUUGCCAUUGGAGACCAGAUUCUGGACCUAAGCGUGAUCAAGUCCCUCUUUCAGGGACCCAUACUGUCCAGACAUCAACAUGUCUUUGACCAGCCCACACUGAACCCCUUCAUGGCUCUGGGAUAUGAGGCGUGGAGGGAGGCCAGGAGGACGCUGCAGGUGUUACUGUCAGCUAAUGAGGGCACACUGAGAGACGAUGUCAGCCUGAGGACCAGAGCCUUUGUCCACCAGAGUGCAGCGUCCAUGCACCUUCCUGCAGACAUUGGAGAUUACACAGACUUCUACUCGUCCAGAGAUCAUGCCACUAACGUUGGCAUCAUGUUCCGGGGGAAGGAGAACGCUCUGAUGCCAAACUGGCUGCGUCUUCCAGUUGGAUAUCACGGCAGAGCGUCCUCUGUGGUGGUCUCUGGGACUCCUCUUCACCGUCCCUCAGGACAGAUGAGACCUGACCAGACCAAACCCCCCAUCUUUGGGCCUUGUAAGCAGUUGGACAUCGAGCUGGAGAUGGCCUUCUUUGUUGGAGGAGGGAAUCGCCUCGGGGAACCCAUUCCCAUCCACAAGGCCCAUGAACACAUCUUUGGCAUGGUACUGAUGAACGACUGGAGUGCCAGGGACAUCCAGUCCUGGGAAUACGUUCCUCUGGGUCCCUUCCUCGGAAAGAACUUUGGAACCACCAUCUCCCCCUGGGUGGUCCCUAUGGAGGCUCUGUUACCCUUUGCUGAGUCUAACCCCGUCCAGGACCCAGAACCUCUGUCCUACCUGCAGGACCCCGACCCUUAUACUUUCAACAUCAACCUUUUCGUGUCCAUCAAAGGUCAGAACAUGGUCGAGUCAGCAAAUAUCUGCAAGUCCAACUUUAAGUACAUGUACUGGACCAUGAAGCAGCAGCUCGCCCAUCACACGGUCAGUGGCUGCAACCUAAGACCAGGAGACCUGCUGGCGUCAGGCACCAUCAGUGGACCAGAGCCGGAGAGCUUCGGCUCCAUGCUGGAGCUGUCAUGGAGAGGAACUAAGAACAUUGAUCUUGGAGGUGGAGAGAGCAGAACAUUCCUGAAGGACGGAGAUGAAGUCACUAUGACAGGUUACUGUCAGGGAGAUGGAUACAGAGUGGGAUUUGGACGCUGCACAGGUUCCGUCCUCCCGGCUCUGCAGCACUGACACAGGAACUCAUGUGAGGACAUCGUGUAACACAACCACAGGUCAACAUCAGCAAACGCAGCUCACAUACAGUACAGCACAUGGCCAACAGGUGGGGCAAAAUGGGAAUCUGUUGUAAUUUCUUCUGACUGCCACUGGGACUGGAGAUGGAAAUAGUUCUGUGAGUAAAUGGUACCAUGAUGUAGGACACUUACGCUGUCAGUACUUUAUGGAACAACAGUUAAAACUGUGAAUAAUCACGUUGUCGUCAUGGGUCACGAUGAAACAUGAUUAAUCAGUAUCGUAAACAAACUAAAACAAAUCUCCAUAUUUCUGAAACUGAAAGAGAAAUAUCAGCAGGUAGAGGUCAGUGGUUCUCAUCUGUGUCCAAUCCAGAUGAUGGGAUUAUUAAUCUGGACAAAUGUCCAUAAGAAUGUCCAACAGUCAUGACUGUUCAUCUGGACGGUGUCUUGUACAACGUGUGGAACGUGGUUCUUUCUAAACUUCAGUCAAGUCGUUGUCCUCAACACAGUCCUGGACAAUCCAUCUGAGAUGUCGAGAAACAUUCAUCCAGCAGGGGGAGCCCCCGACCACAGUGUUACUGCUAUACCAGAAUCAGUGUUACUGAAAUUCUAUGUCUAAUAAAUGUAUUCAUUUUUGA
Molecule: messenger RNA, 2038 nt
Organism: Cynoglossus semilaevis (tongue sole)
Lineage: Eukaryota; Metazoa; Chordata; Actinopteri; Pleuronectiformes; Cynoglossidae
Gene: fah
Product: fumarylacetoacetate hydrolase (fumarylacetoacetase)
Exons: 14
Coding region: 94-1398 (434 amino acids)
Biological process (GO): L-phenylalanine catabolic process; L-tyrosine catabolic process; homogentisate catabolic process
Molecular function (GO): fumarylacetoacetase activity
Source: RefSeq, a predicted model, not a curated record